Molecule: messenger RNA, 2104 nt
Organism: Hypoxylon trugodes
Lineage: Eukaryota; Fungi; Ascomycota; Sordariomycetes; Xylariales; Hypoxylaceae
Exons: 2
Coding region: 328-1455 (375 amino acids)
Molecular function (GO): protein dimerization activity
Source: RefSeq, a predicted model, not a curated record
CCCCUAACUUGCUCUAAUGUCUCUACUUUCUCUUCAUCUCCCGGCCAUGACUUAUUGAAUGAGUGAUCAUCUCGUUACUACAAUCUCCAUUCCUCCGUUAAUUUACGCCAAUGUGACGACCUUUUUCCAGUUUUUCCUCGUGACAGCACAUGACCUUUUAAUUCGAAUAGGGGUCUUUUAUCCGAGCUGAAAAUACUCGUAAUCCGCUGUAAAUUAUCCUUAUAUCGACCGGCCUUUCGAAGUUGUGUCCGGAUCGACACGACAUCUACGUCUGCUGUCGUGUGACCAAGGAAAACAGCAAGUCCGAAUAGAAAUAUUGUUCCCAAAAUGACACGUCUAAAGAUGCCGCCAACACCGGCGUCUUCGACCGAAAUAAAGGGCCAGGAUCACUCCCAUCAGCUAUCUACUCUACAGGUUUCCUUUGAACUACCUCCGUCGGCCAUGGGACAGAAUGCCAAGUCGCAAUUAUCGACUUCCGGAUCCAAGGAGUCGCUUGUAUCGCCAUCCUCCAAGACCACUAGUUAUCCAGUCCAGCCAAGCGAGACAGUUAAAUCGAGGAGGCGCUCGUCCACCGCGCAAAAAGAGACAUUCGCCUUACCCCCUCCACCCACGAGAUCUCGAAGAAUUAUUCAAAUGAAACCAAGACCACAGGAGGAGCCAGCAGAGCAGACGACUCCGGAUAAAACGACAUCUACGACCGGUACCGGUAAGAACGCUAGCGCUACUGGGUCUAAAAAGAAGCAGCCAUCAGCGACUAGCGCGGCGGGAAGGAAGAUCGCGAGGAAGACGGCUCACAGUUUGAUUGAACGACGUCGGAGGUCUAAGAUGAAUGAAGAGUUCGCGGUGCUUAAGGGUUUGAUACCCGCAUGCACCGGUGAGAUGCACAAGUUAGCGAUUCUCCAGGCUUCGAUUGAAUAUGUGCGAUACCUCGAAGAUUGCAUCAAUAAGUUGAAGUCGCAACAUGAUGACCAGUCUACGCCAGCCCCACCCCAAUUCAGACUUCCGUCUAAUACUCAUGAUUAUGAGAUGGAUGAUAAAGAGGAGGAUGAAGAGGAAGGCCAAGAAGAUGUUGAAAUGACCGGUUCGGAAGCGCCUUCUCCUGUCUAUGCGCAGACGCCGUCUCGUUCAAAUCAAUCGUCUAUAUCACCAGCACUGGUGGCGCAAGACGCGAGAGGGAGACAACAGUCCUACUCGUCGGUCUCGACGGAGUACCGCCAUUAUAGUUAUAGCGGGCCGUCCAACACGUCACCUGCUUUUGGGCCUCAGGGGUACUCGCAACGUGUUGGCACAACAUCCGCAUCGCACUCUACACUCACAAGUCCAGCUCUAAGACCGCAACAAGAAAUAGACCAAGAAGCAUCCGCCGCACUCCUAAUGCUCACUGUAGACCGUCGGGGUAUGACUAAUAACGGUUCGGGGAGAGGUAUGAGCGUUAGGGAUUUACUCAGCUCAUGAUGGAUCUCGGUAUAUUAUCUAUGUCACUAUUUAUAAUGCGCUCCAAGUAUUCCGCGCUGAUGCAUGAAUUCGGGUUAUGGGUUAUUGGUGCGGUUUCCUUUUAUGAGCAAAUAAACAGGAUUGGUGUGGUUGUAUUUGCAUUUGCAUCAGCGGAGACUUGGGGGGCUUAUCUGCGUAUUAUUUCUAUGUGUACACGCUGGGUCCCUUUUCUUAUUUUCGGGUUCAUAUGGAUGGGUGAAGGAUGGGUGUGAAUGAGUAUUGCACGUUGGGUGAAACUGGAGGGGAUGGAUUAUAGAUCUCCUUGAAUGGCAUGAUACUCGACGAGAGAAAGGGACGGGGGCAAGGGAUGGAAUAGUGUCGUAUGACUAGCGGCGGGCCUUUCUUUAGGAUGGAACUCGUGUAAAAGGGGUAACAGUCGAUUAUUAAAAGUGAGACUUGAUACCCAGCUUUAUUGAAUAUUGAAAGUUGAUUUAGAUACGGCCGUGGUCUUCUAUGCUACUGUGAGUCGACGUUUAUUGGACUAUAUCCCUCGACCUACCCCCCACCUUUGUCUAGAAACACAUUGACUGGCUGUAUCUAACUACGGGGCGGUGCCAAACGGUUAUUCUUUUUUCUUUUUUUUUCUCUUCUUUUUUUCUUCUCUUCUUUU